AUGCCUGAGAAGAAAGUUCUGCUUGAAGUUGCAAGCACGAUGUCUGAUCAGGAUGUGCCUGAGCAGGAACUUCCUGAUGCUGACUGUGACCUUCCAGUGUAUGGGCCAGAGCCACCGGUGACACCGGCAAGAGCAACCCUGGCGCCAGCCAUGCCUGAGGAGACUGCGGCAGCUGCCAAGGAGACGCCGCCGAAGCCUGGCAAGACUCAGCAGAAAGAUGGCAACUCCAACGGUCGUGGUGGAGACAAAAAGGCUCGGUGUAAGCGAGGUGAAGCAGGCACGUUUGCCGGAAGGCGCCCGCCCAAAAAUGAGGAGAAGCUGAAGGUCUUCAACCAGUUGAAGGAAGAGUUCAACAAGGCCAAGAAAGACUCCAAGGAUCAACUGAAGGUCAAGAGCAAGUCUGGCGGGGACUCCACUGCCAACCAGCAAGAAUUCUGGACCUUUGUGCAGAAGCACAUGAAGGAGCAGAAGGCUGGCACAACGCAGAACCGACUAUCUGCAGCUGCAGCAGCUUGGAGGGCUCAGAAGCUGGCUGGGGAAAAGGGGGACACCAAGAAAAAGGCUUGCUGA
This is a messenger RNA of Effrenium voratum, 570 nucleotides long. The record is from the annotation of a GenBank genome assembly. Lineage: Eukaryota; Dinophyceae; Suessiales; Symbiodiniaceae.